AUGCAAAAGGAUACGGGUCUACGGGAGCCUCCUCUCGCCUCCACGCGUGGCCUCCUCUUGCCUCCACGCGCGGCCUCCUCUCGCCUCCACGCGCGGCCUCCUCUCGCCUCCACGCGCGGCCUCCUCUCGCCUCCACGCGCAGCCUCCUCUCGCCUCCACGCGCUAAGGACCCGUCUCGCCUCCACGCGCCGCCUCUUCUCGCCUCCACGCGCAGCCUCCUCUCGCCUCCCCGCGCUCUCCUCCUGCCUCCCUGCGCGUGUGACCCUCGCCUCCCCGCGCGGCCUCCUCUCGCCUCCACUCGUGUCCUCCUCUCGCCUUCCCGCGCAUGCGCAUCUAGCAUGCCUCGUCGGCUUCACCCUGCCUCACCUCGCUGCCUCUCCGCGUCUAGCGGCGGCCUCCUUUUGCAAGCUGCACUCGAAUAAGGCCCUCGGCCCUCUCUCACUCUCAUGCAACGUCUGUGCUUCCGCAUCCCCACAACACUCCCUCAAAACCCCCCCUGAACGCCCUCUUUGCCCCACAUGUACGCCCUCGGUUUCCCUGUAUGCAUGCCCACGUUUCCCCACCUACCACGCCCUCAUUUUCUAUCUUUCUCCCCUGCUUGCCCUCAUUUGUCCCUUCUCCUCCUCCCGCCAUGCCUUCUCCCCUCCCGCCACCCCCUCUUCUCCUCUCACCACGCCUUCUCCUCCUCUCGCCAUGCCUCACCUCCUCUCACCAUGCCUUCUCCUCCCCCCGCCACCCCUUCUCCUCCUGCCGCCACCCCCUCCCCUCCUCCCACCAUGCCUUCUCCUCCUCCCGCCACCCCCUCUCAUCCUCUCACCAUGUCUUCUCCUCCUCCCGCCACCUCCUCUCCUCCUCUCACCAUGCCUUCUCCGGCGCCCGCCAUGCCCUCUCCUCCUCCCACCAUGCCUCCUCCCACCAUGCCUCCUCCUCCCACCAUGCCUUCUCCAGCUCCUGCCAUGCCUUCAUUCACCCCCCGCAACCGCCUCUCCUCCUCCUGCCAUGCCUCCUCCUCCUCCCACCAUGCCUUCUCCUCCUCCCGCCACCCCCUCUCCUCCUCCCACCAUGCCUUCUCCUCCUCCCGCCACCGCCUCUCCUCCUCCUCCCACCAUGCCGUCUCCUGCUCCCGCGGCCCCUUCUCCUCCUCCCGCCAUGCCUCCUCCUCCCACCAUGCCUUCUCCUCCUCCUGCCAUGCAUUCUCCUCCUCCUGCCAUGCCUUCUCCUCCUCCCACCAAGCCUUCUCCUCCUCCCGCCACCCCCUCUCAUCCUCUCACCAUGUCUUCUCCUCCUCCUACCAAACCUUCUCCUCCUCCCGCCACCUCCUCUCCUCCUCCCAACAUGCCUCCUCCUCCCACCAUGCCUUCUCCUCCUCCCGCCACCCCCUCUCCUCCUCCCACCAAGCCUUCUCCUCCUCCCGCCACCCCCUCUCAUCCUCUCACCAUGUCUUCUCCUCCUCCCACCAACCCUUCUCCUCCUCCCGCCACCUCCUCUCCUCCUCCCGCCACCUCCUCUCCUCCUCCCGCCAUGCCUUCUUCUCCUCCCGCCAUGCCUCCUCCUCCCACCAUGCCUUCUCCGGCUCUCGCCAUGCCUUCUCCUCCUCCCGCGACCCCCUCUACUCCUCCUGCCAUGCAUUCUCCUCCUCCCACCAAGCCUCCUCCUCCUCCCGCCACCCCCUCUCAUCCUCUCACCAUGUCUUCUCCUCCUCCUACCAAACCUUCUCCUCCUCCCGCCACCUCCUCUCCUCCUCCCAACAUGCCUCCUCCUCCCACCAUGCCUUCUCCUCCUCCCGCCACCCCCUCUCCUCCUCCCACCAAGCCUUCUCCUCCUCCCUCCACCCCCUCUCAUCCUCUCACCAUGUCUUCUCCUCCUCCUACCAAACCUUCUCCUCCUCCCACCAUGCCUCCUCCUCCUGCCAUGCAUUCUCCUCCUCCUGCCAUGCCUUCUCCUCCUCCCACCAAGCCUUCUCCUCCUCCCGCCACCCCCUCUCAUCCUCUCACCAUGUCUUCUCCUCCUCCUACCAAACCUUCUCCUCCUCCCGCCACCUCCUCUCCUCCUCCCAACAUGCCUCCUCCUCCCACCAUGCCUUCUCCUCCUCCCGCCACCCCCUCUCCUCCUCCCACCAAGCCUUCUCCUCCUCUCUCCACCCCCUCUCAUCCUCUCACCAUGUCUUCUCCUCCUCCUACCAAACCUUCUCCUCCUCCCGCCACCUCCUCUCCUCCUUCCACCAUGCCUCCUCCUCCCACCAUGCCUUCUCCUCCUCCCACAACCCCCUCUCCUCCUCCCACCAAGCCUUCUCCUCCUCCCGCCACCCCCUCUCAUCCUCUCACCAUGUCUUCUCCUCCUCCCACGAACCCUUCUCCUCCUCCCGCCACCUCCUCUCCUCCUCCCGCCAUUCCUUCUCCUCCUCCCGCCAUGCCUCCUCCUCCCACCAUGCCUUCUCCGGCUCUCGCCAUGCCUUCUCCUCCUCCCGCGACCCCCUCUACUCCUCCUGCCAUGCAUUCUCCUCCUCCUGCCAUGCCUUCUCCUCCUCCCACCAAGCCUUCUCCUCCUGCCACCCCCUCUCAUCCUCUCACCAUGUCUUCUCCUCCUCCUACCAAACCUUCUCCUCCUCCCGCCACCUCCUCUCCUCCUCCCACCAUGCCUCCUCCUCCCACCAACCCUUCUCCUCCUCCCGCCACCUCCUCUCCUCCUCUCGACAUGCCUUCUCCUCCUCCCACCAUGCCUCCUCCUCCCACCAUGCCUUCUCCGGCUCUCGCCAUGCAUUCUCCUCCUCCUGCCAUGCCUUCUCCUCCUCCCACCAAGCCUGCUCCUCCUCCCGCCACCCCCUCUCAUCCUCUCACCAUGUCUUCUCCUCCUCCUACCAAACCUUCUCCCCUCCCGCCACCUCCUCUCCUCCUCCCACCAUGCCUCCUCCUCCCACCAACCCUUCUCCUCCUCCCGCCACCUCCUCUCCUCCUCUCGCCAUGCCUUCUCCUCCUCCCACCAUGCCUCCUCCUCCCACCAUGCCUUCUCCGGCUCUCGCCAUGCAUUCUCCUCCUCCUGCCAUGCCUUCUCCUCCUCCCACCAAGCCUGCUCCUCCUCCCGCCACCCCCUCUCAUCCUCUCACCAUGUCUUCUCCUCCUCCUACCAAACCUUCUCCUCCUCCCGCCACCUCCUCUCCUCCUCCCACCAUGCCUCCUCCUCCCACCAACCCUUCUCCUCCUCCCGCCACCUCCUCUCCUCCUCUCGCCAUGCCUUCUCCUCCUCCCACCAUGCCUCCUCCUCCCACCAUGCCUUCUCCGGCUCUCGCCAUGCAUUCUCCUCCUCCUGCCAUGCCUUCUCCUCCUCCCACCAAGCCUGCUCCUCCUCCCGCCAACCCCUCUCAUCCUCUCACCAUGUCUUUUCCUCCUCCUACCAAACCUUCUUCUCCUCCCGCCACCUCCUCUCCUCCUCCCACCAUGCCUCCUCCUCCCACCAUGCCUUCUCCAGCUCCUGCCAUGCCUUCAUUCACACCCCCGCAACCCCCUCUCCUCCUCCUUCCAUGCCUUCUCCUCCUCCCACCAUGCCUUCUCCUCCUCCCGCCACUGCCUCUCCUCCUCCUCCCGCCACCGCCUCUCCUCCUCCUCCCGCCACCGCCUUCUCCUCUUGCCAUGCCUUCUCCUCUCACCAUGCCUUCUCCUCUUGCCAUGCCUUCUCCUCCCACCCUGCCUUCUCCUCCUCCCCCCACCCCCUCUCCUCCUCCCGCCACCCCCUCUCCUCCUCCCACCAUGCCUCCCCCUCCUCCCACCAUGCCUUCUCGUCCUCCCGCCACUCCUUCUCCUCCUCCCUCACCUCCCCCCUGCUUCCCACCAUUUCCCCGCCUGCUUCCCCAUUCCCCCCUCUGCUCCUCACUCCCCACCUUCUCAACUUUCCCACCUCCGCUCUUUUUCCCCCUCUGCUUCUCUUCUUCCCCUCUUCUCCCCCCCGCUUUAUGACACACCUCACCAGCCAUGUCAUCGUGGCGACGUGCUCCUCGGCGAAGGCUGA
Messenger RNA from Closterium sp. Yama58-4, 4002 nucleotides. The record is from the annotation of a GenBank genome assembly. NCBI's taxonomy places the organism in Eukaryota, Viridiplantae, Streptophyta, Zygnematophyceae, Desmidiales, Closteriaceae.